Molecule: messenger RNA, 1521 nt
Organism: Chrysemys picta bellii (western painted turtle)
Lineage: Eukaryota; Metazoa; Chordata; Testudines; Emydidae
Source: RefSeq, a predicted model, not a curated record
GGGGGCAGGGAGCCAGGACUCCUGGGUUCUCUGCCCAGCUCUGGGAGGGGAGUGGGGUCUAGUGGUUAGAGCAGGGGGGGCUGGGAGCCAGGACUGUUCAUCUGAGUCUCAGUAUAGUGACCCCCGCCAAGCAUUAAACAUCCUGACUGAUUUCUUCCACAAUCCAGCCAGGGAGAAUCUGGACCGGGCUCUUCCCUCCCCUGUCCCCAGAGCAGGGCCGGCUCCAGGCAGCAGCUUAACAAGCAGGGAAAAGAUUUGCAUGGUGAUGACAAAUGGAAAAUUGCGGCUAUAAAGCCGGGACUCGCUGUCUGGGCAGGUCACAGGCACCGGAGGAGAGCGGGCAUGGCUGAGAUGCUGCUGGUGGUGCUGUUGUCGGUGCUCUGGGUGGGAUCCCUGGGCCGGGCCCCCCGAUGUCUGGGCGACACCGAGUGCUGUUUGCUGGGGGAGCUGGAGGAGACUGGGGCGUGGCUGAGCGAGGGGCGCCCCCUGGGCUCCCAGAACUGUCACUUCAGCUCCCAGCCUCCCCACGAUGGGGAGGAGUCACGGUGCCAGGGGCGGUCCCACGGGCCCCGCAACAGCCGCUCCAUCGCGCCCUGGAGAUACCGGGAGGACUGUGACAGCGCCCGCUUCCCCCGUCGCCUGCUCCAGGCCGUGUGCCUCUGCCCGCACUGCGUGUCGCUGGCCCCCCCGCACCUCCGGGACCGCCGGGGCAACUCGGUGCCGGUCAACACCACUACCACGGUCUAUUACCGGCGCCCAUGUCCCGGCCGGCCCGAUACCUACUUCCUGGAGCCCCAGCUCUACCCCCUGGCCGUGGCCUGCAUCUGUGUGGUGCCGCAGUCCUGAACCCAGCGGGACCCCAUUGGGGCGCGGGGAUGGGGAGACCCAUGAGGCCGUAAUGGGGUGGGGGGAACUGAGGCAUGAGGGACCCAGGGGAAAACCCAUUGGGAGAAUCCUGGGGGGCUAGGGGGGACCCAGUGGACCCCACUGAGGUGGGGGGACCCCAGAGGGCCCGGGGGGCAGGUGGCAGAGAAAGCCCGAGGGGGCCAGUCGAGGAGGGGGCGACCCAUGGGGAAGGGCAUCCUUGGGGUGUGUUUUGGGGUCAGCCUCUCAUUUGAGCGGACCCAGAAGAGGACUGUGUUUUGGGAGGAAUUUAGAUCUGAUUUUGGAGGGGGCUGCUUGGGGGGGCAAAUCUAACUCCCAUUUUUGGUGUGUCUAUGGGGUGACCCCAGAGCUCGGUUGGGGGGUGAACACCCCCAUUUUAGAGGUGAACUUGGGGGGCCGUUUUGGGGUGAAUGUGAGCUGAGGUGGGGGUGAACCUGGCUGUAGUUUAGGGUGUACCUCCGGCUGAACAUUUUUGGGGAGGCAUUUAGAAUUCCUGCCAAUCCCCCCUUCAUUUUGGGGGUCCUCUCGGCCCCCCCAAAACUGCCGUUACAUUGAUCCCCGUUUAAUCUCUUGAUGGUGUUCAGAGGCUAAAGACCUUGGCUUUACGGGCAAUAAAAGUUUUACAAUGAUCGUAAU